AUGUCUUCCAUACACCCUCAAUUCAACAAUUCGGAAUAUGCUGUUGGUUGGAUCGCUGCAUUACCGCAUGAAAGGGCAGCCGCGGAAUCUAUGCUCGACGAGAAGCAUGCACCACCUCAGUCUAAGAACCCACAAGAUCCAAAUAUCUACACCCUGGGCUCCAUCGAUGGUCCAAAUGGCAAGCACAAUGUUGUCAUUGCGAGUCUUCCAGUCGGCCGUUAUGGAACGACGGCUGCCGCGACAGCUGCUGCCGGGAUGCUUGCCAGCUUCCCACAGAUCAAGUUCGGGCUGAUGGUUGGGAUCGGGAGUGGUAUCCCAAGCGAUGAUAAUGAUAUCCGACUCGGCGAUGUCGUGGUUAGCAAGCCCGAAGGCUCCUUUGGAGGUGUGCGACAAUAUGACUGUGGAAAGGCUACGGCGCAAGGAUUUGAGGAGCGGGGUGAUUUGAACUCUCCUCCUUCUGUUUUGCUUAAUGCCGUGAGCGCACUUCAGAGCAAGCAUGAACGGGCUGGGAGUGAUAUCCCCGGCUUGUUAGAUGCUAUAUGCAGCAAGUACCCAUUGAUGUCCAACCCUCGACAAGGAGCCGGCUAUGUUUAUCAGGGUUCGGAGCAUGACCGUCUGUUUGACCCAGACUAUGAACAUCCAAAUGGCAAGAGAAAUUGUCAUGAAUGUGAUGCUUCAAGGCAAUUGGAACGUCCGGAACGUGCCAAUCUGGACCCGUAUAUAUUUUACGGAACCAUUGCCUCUGGGAAUCGAGUUGUCAAAAAUGCACGGAGACGGGAUAUUUUCCCUCAGUGUCUCUGUUUUGAAACGGAAGCUGCGGGUCUAAUGAACGAUUUUCCAUGUCUUGUUAUUCGCGGUAUCUGUGAUUACUGUGACAGUCACAAGAACGUCCAGUGGCAAAGGUAUGCGGCUGCAACGGCUGCUGCAUACGCGAAGGAGUUGAUGCAAAUAACAGACGUGGAAGAUGUUCAAAAUGCAUCUGAAGCGCGCACACUUACUAGUGAGAUGCGAGAAAUCAAGGUCACGCCACAGAAGAAUGAACAACGUGUACCUGAACUCGAGGACCGACGCUGUCGAAAAAUCAUUGGCGCCCCUGAUCCGGUGGCCGAUAAAAAGCGAAUUGAGGAGGCAGAGGGCGGUCUGCUUGAAGGGUCAUACCACUGGGUGCUCAAUCAUGAUGAGUUCAAGAGGUGGAGAAACAGUGACUAUGAUCAAAUUCUGUGGAUCAAAGGUAACCCCGGCAAAGGCAAGACGAUGUUGAUCUGCGGGAUCAUUGAUGAGCUUUCGAAAGAGGCUAUUAAUGGCAGCAAUAUUGCAUACUUUUUCUGCCAGGCGAAUAGCAAUCGCAUCAACAAUGCUACAGCAGUCUUGUGGGGACUUAUAUCUAUGCUUGUCCAACAGCAAAGCUCGCUGAUCAGCCACAUCCCGGAUGACUUGUCUGAGAAUAAAAAUGCAUGGGUUCAAGUGUGUGAUGUCCUUCUGGAUAUUCUCGGGGAUGAAGCUCUGGGAAUUACCUAUCUCAUCAUUGAUGCACUCGAUGAGUGUAUCGCUGAUGUAGAUGAACUUCUCAGGUUUCUAGAGAAACACUCAUCGUCAUAUCCACAUGUGAAAUGGGUUGUGUCAAGCCGUGACUGGCAAAAUAUUAGAGAGACUCUCGAAAUUAUCACACCGGUCAAAAUUGACCUUGAGCUUCACGAGCACAGCUUAUCAGAUGCUGUUCAGUUUUUCAUCGAGCAUAAAGUCAAGGAAUUGUCCGACAGAGAGGGAUACACAGAAGAGCAGAAGCGUAACGUUCAGAAUCACUUGGAAUUGAAUGCAAAAGGAACCUUCCUGUGGGUAGCGUUGAUUUGCAAACAACUUUAUGAAGCUUCAAAAAGGUAUCCUGAAAGAGAUCUCCGUGCUCUCCCUGUCGAUCUUGAUGAUAUGUAUCAUCGAAUGUUGAGCAAUAUUCAUGACUCAAAGUAUCGCGACGAUGCUCAGCUAUGCAUCUCUCUGCUUGGAAUUGUCACGACUGUUUAUCGCCCUAUUACGUUAGACGAAAUUCCAUUAUUUCUUGACUUACACGGAAAUACGACAGGCAACAAGUUUGAUGACGAUGAGCUGAUAGAGAUCGUAGGGCUUUGUGGCCCCUUUCUUACUCUCCAACAACGCACAAUUACCUUAGUACACCAGUCCGCACAAGACUUUCUCCAGGAACGGGUAUACCAAAAGAUUCAUCCUGACGGAGAGCAGAAGACACACUACUCUAUUUUCUCGGGGUCUUUGAAAGCAAUUCACUCAACAUUGAAACGCAACAUAUACAAGCUUAAUGACCCCGCCAUUUCAAUAAAUGAGGUCAAGCGGCCAGAUCCGGAUCCGCUAGCCACGAUUGGCUAUGCCUGUAUCUACUGGGUUGAUCACCUCCAAGAGUAUUCCCAGCGCAAAAGUCCCACUCCAACGAAGAAUGAACAGCUGCAGGACCUCAAUCCACUUAGGUCUUUCAUGUGCAAUGACUUGCUUCAUUGGAUUGAAGCUCUCGGUCUAUUGAGAAGCUUGUCAGCAGGAGCCACGUCGAUGCUGAAGCUCGAGUCUUUGUUAAAGAAAAUUACAAGAGAUGCAGAUUUGAUUGCUAGAGUCCAAGAUGCAUACCGGUUCAUCAUACAUAACAAGAUGAUGAUCGAUAAUCAUCCACUUCAAGUGUACUCUUCGGCGGUGUUCUUUACUCCUCGAGGCACCAUAACAAGGAAUCAGUUUGAAACUAAUGAGCUGGGAUGGCUUAGUACUAACGAAGUUGUCGAAGAAGGCUGGGGGCAGUGCUUGCAGACCCUCGUGGGCAACGGCAUCCAUAUGAACUCGGUAGUCUUCUCGUCUUCUGGCACGCUGCUCGCGUCCGGUCAUGCUGGAGGGGCUAUCAAAAUCUGGGAUCCCCGCAGCGGCCAGUGCUUGCGGACCUUUAAAGGCCAGGGCGACUCAGUUUACUCAUUGGUCUUCUCACAUGACGAUGCGUGGCUCGUGUCUGGCGGUAGCGCCUUUGAGAUCUGGCAAACCCACAGUUGGCAGUGUUUACAAACAUUUGAUCGUUGCCAUGACCCAGUUAGAUCGGUGGCCUUAUCACCUAGUGGCAAGCUUCUCGCAUCUGGUAACGAGAAAGGCACUAUUCAUAUCUGGGAUACCGAUAGAUGGCAGUGUCUGCAGACUCUUGAAACUCACCGUUACCCGGUCAACUCAGUGGCAUUCUCGCCUGAUGGCACCCUUCUCGCGUCUGGUAAGGAUCUCGACUUGUCUCCCGAGCCUUGUAGGCUCCCCGGCAUUAUUCAUAUCUGGGAUACCAGCACAUGGCAAUGUCUACAGACCCUUGAAAGUCACCGCUACCCGGUCACCGCAGUAGCAUUCUCACCUAAUGGCAAGUUGUUCGUGUCCGGUCGUGGCGGCGGCUUUAACGGUGGCAGUGGCAAUGUUCAGAUCUGGGAUGUGGAAAAUUGGCAUUCACUGCAGCAGUUUGAUGACCUUGCCCGUGUCACCUCCGUUGCCUUCUCAAAUGACGGCUCGAAACUUGCAUCUGGUUUCCAAGAGGGCGACAUUAGAGUCUGGGAUACGCAUAGUUGGCAAUGCCUGCAGACCUUUAAGGACAACCAGAACUGGACCACCUCUGUGGCCUUCUCAAAUGAUGGUGCACAACUUGCAGCUGGCUCUAUGGAUUCCAAUAUUAGGCUCUGGGACAUGCAGAGUAAUCUAUCCCUGCAGAGCAUCGAUUGCCACCAUGACAGGAUUGGAUCAGUUGAGUUCUCGCCUGAUGGCGCACUAUUUGCGUCUACUUCUACGGAUGGUACUAUCAAGAUCUGGGAUGCUUAUAGCGGACAAUGUCUACAAACUAUCGAAGAUCAGUGUGUAGGGUAUGUACCAGUGGCCUUCUCGCCGGAUGGCCUGUUGUUUAUAUCUGGGGAUGAGAAGGGGACGAUUAAGGUAUGGGAGCCUCACAGUUGGCGAUGCCUAAAGACCCUUGAAAACAAUAGUGGCUUUGUAUGCUCUAUAGCCUUCUCACCAGAUGGCAUGCUGCUCGUUUGUGGCUAUGAUACCGGUGUUAUUAAGGUUUGGGAUCCACGGACCUGGAAGUGUCUACGGAUCCUUGAAGCAGGAGGGAAUUAUGUGCGGACCAUCAACUCAGUGGUCUUCUCGCCUGAUAACACGCUAUUAGCGUGUCUUACCUACUUUCUUUCUUCCGGCAUUGAAAACGUUAUCAACAUCUGGGAUUUACGCAACGGGGAUCGCCUGAAGACCAUUUGGUGCCAAGAUGAGCCAAUUAUCUCACUGAUCUUCUCGCCUGAUGGCGCCCUGCGCGGUUCAGAUUGUUCCAAACUUCCUAGCAAGACCAUGAAAGUCUGGGAUAUCCUUAAUUGGCAUCGUCUGCGGACCCGUGAGGCCGACGGCAGCGAUGUCAUGAAAUUGGAUGUCACUAAACCUUACGUCCAAAUCAACAGAGGCAGUUCUAUCCUACCUUCUCCCGGAGAUCCGACAUGCUCUCUGACAGAUCCAGAAAGCCGGUCUGCUCAAGGAUUUGGU
Penicillium paradoxum is the source of this 4539-nucleotide messenger RNA. RefSeq lists its product as uncharacterized. Gene Ontology annotation, molecular function: protein binding; catalytic activity. Lineage: Eukaryota; Fungi; Ascomycota; Eurotiomycetes; Eurotiales; Aspergillaceae. Gene Ontology annotation, biological process: nucleoside metabolic process. The annotation marks the transcript as partial. The transcript has 3 exons. The record is from RefSeq and is a predicted model, not a curated record.